GGGCGACGCAUCCCCGGUAGCUCCGGGCUACUGGGCCUGAGGGGGCGAAGCGGUGGUGGGGUGGCCGCUGGUCUGCUGGGCCUCGGGGGCUGUGUGUGCUGUGCCUCUCGGGCUGUGCUCGGUUUUUGAGACGGGGCCAUCCGCCACCCUCGGGGUGUAGAGCCACAGCACUGCAAGCAUGUCGAUUGGAGUGCCAAUUAAAGUCCUCCAUGAGGCUGAAGGCCAUAUUGUGACCUGUGAGACCAACACAGGAGAAGUUUAUCGAGGCAAAUUGAUUGAAGCUGAAGACAACAUGAAUUGUCAGAUGUCCAACAUAACAGUGACGUACAGAGACGGACGAGUGGCACAGCUCGAGCAGGUGUACAUCAGAGGUAGCAAGAUACGGUUUCUCAUUUUACCAGAUAUGUUGAAGAAUGCUCCUAUGCUAAAGAGCAUGAAGAAUAAAAACCAGGGUUCUGGAGCUGGGCGAGGAAAAGCAGCUAUUCUCAAAGCUCAAGUGGCUGCAAGAGGACGAGGCCGUGGUAUGGGCCGUGGCAACAUCUUCCAGAAGCGAAGAUAAUCUUGGUCUUGGCCAACGUGGUUGUUUGUUUUGGGUUUUGGUUUUUUUUUAUUAGGGGGUAUUAACUUGGCUACCUGUGCAUUGGUGUCAGUUUUGUUUAAUAAACGUUUCUGACAAAAAUUUCUUGGCUUUUGUAUGACAGGACUUCUCUGACAUUGUAGGUCAGUUUCAAACUUAAAUUUGCUCUGUUUGGGAAAUAGUGGGACUUAUAUCUAGGUUUGACUACUUUGUAUUUGUGUGUGACGUUGAGUUUUAAUGAUCAUGUUUUCCUUUUUCUUCUUUGGUCCUGUUGCUUUUCUCUAAAGAAUGUGAAGGUGUUCUUGGUGAAGAAUUUUUAAGUAGUAUGUUUUAAAGUCGUAGUAGCAUUUGCCUUUAUAGAACAUGGAGCCAAACAGAGGCAGCUUCCUGAGAAGCAAAGUACUAUGUUCUUUUGUUUUGUAUGGACCUACAGUACAUGGAGGGCCAUCUUCAGAGCUGUGCAUUGACCUUUUAUUCUUGCAUUUUGAAUUUUACUCUUUAAGUACAGGGAGAGUUUUUCAUUAUGAACAUAGAAGUUUGAUAGCCUGAGUCUUUAUUUGCAGUGAAAAAUUUAAGUUCUCUUAGUUCACUUUUUUGUUUGUGGUGUUUUGGUUUUUUUCCCCUCUGUCUGGGAAAAGAAGACAGAAUAUAAAACAGGCAUUUUCAAGGAUAAAUUUGAAAUGUUUUGUACAUUUGAACAGUAGUGCAGAUGUAUGGUGAAAGUCGUAUUAAUGGUUAUCCAUUAAAUACAACUCAGUACAAAUGCUAAUCUUUUGAACAAAACUUAGGAUCAGCUUUAGCUUUUGGUCUUAACAUCUAUACACAGUCAUGGAUUACCAGCUGAUCUGCAGGAAGCCACGUGUAGUUGAAACUUUAUUUUGCAAAAAGUAGAGUAUGGCUGACUUACUGACUUAAAGGGUUGAGAUAUUUCAAUGUAAAACUUCUGGACCUAAUCACAUACUUGCCUAUAAUGAAUUACCAGUCUGUACAUGUACAAUAUAGCUGGUCUUGCUUUUCUGCCCUGAUGCUGUGAAGGCUCUCUUGUGUGCAGACAUGAAAGUUGAACUAAUGUAAUAAUUUGUUGAAUUGUCUGUAAAUAAAGCUGUAUUUGGUCUCGCAUGA
Calypte anna (Anna's hummingbird) is the source of this 1699-nucleotide messenger RNA. It is a transcript of the gene SNRPD3, whose product is annotated as small nuclear ribonucleoprotein D3 polypeptide. The transcript is spliced from 4 exons. The record is from RefSeq and is a predicted model, not a curated record. Gene Ontology annotation, cellular component: precatalytic spliceosome; U1 snRNP; SMN-Sm protein complex. NCBI's taxonomy places the organism in Eukaryota, Metazoa, Chordata, Aves, Apodiformes, Trochilidae. Gene Ontology annotation, biological process: RNA processing; spliceosomal snRNP assembly. Gene Ontology annotation, molecular function: RNA binding. Bases 179 to 559 code for a protein of 126 amino acids.